Danio rerio (zebrafish) is the source of this 4171-nucleotide messenger RNA. The record is from RefSeq and is a predicted model, not a curated record. NCBI's taxonomy places the organism in Eukaryota, Metazoa, Chordata, Actinopteri, Cypriniformes, Danionidae.
ACGGCAGUGUGAGUGUUGUUAUUUUGCUGUCAUCAUGGCAAGCUUAGCGGAUGUCGGCUGGAAGCUGCUGGAGUUCAAAGCCAGAUCUAAGCGAUCAGGCUCCAUCUAUGAACCCCUUAAGCUGUCCAUACUGCACCGGGAGGAUGAGCCCCUUUGGGAGAAACUUGACCGCUUCUAUAGUGCAGUCAAGAGCACCAUAUUGAAUUACCAGAGCCCUACCACUGGCCUGUUCCCGGUGAAGACCUGCUCCACCUGUAAGGAGGCUAAAGUCAGAGACUCGCUCUACUGCGCUGCCAGCAUCUGGGCACUGGCAUUGGCAUACAGGCGCAUCGAUGAUGACAUGGGCCGCACUCAUGAACUGGAACACUCUGCUAUCAAAUGUAUGCGAGGGAUUAUGUACUGCUACAUGCGGCAGUCUGAUAAGGUGGAGAAUUUUAAGCAAGACCCGAGUCCAUCCACGUGCCUGCAUUCAAUUUUUAACGUGGACACUGGAGAUGAGGUUUACCCGUAUAAGGAGUACAACCAUCUACAGAUCGAUGCAUUGUCUCUGUUUCUCUUGUACCUGGUUGAAAUGAUUUGCUCUGGCCUUCAAAUAAUCUACAACACAGAUGAGGUAUCAUUUAUUCAGAAUCUAGUCUUCUGUGUGGAGAGGGCGUACCGUGUGCCAGACUUUGGCAUGUGGGAACGAGGAAGCAAAUAUAACAAUGGAAGCACAGAACUCCAUUCAAGCUCGGUGGGACUCGCCAAAGCAGCUCUGGAAGCCAUCAAUGGAUUCAAUCUGUUUGGAAAUCAGGGAUGCUCCUGGUCAGUCAUUUUCGUGGAUCUGGAUGCUCAUAACAGAAACAGACAGACUCUGUGCUCUCUCCUGCCAAGGGAGUCUCGUUCCCAUAACACAGAUUCAGCCCUCCUGCCCUGCAUCAGUUACCCAGCGUUCGCUGUGGACGAUGAUGCUCUGUAUUCCCAGACUUUGGACAAGAUAGUCCGCAAGCUGAAGGGCAAGUAUGGCUUUAAGCGAUUCUUAAGAGACGGCUUCAGAACAGCCAAUGAGGACAAGAACCGCAGGCACUAUAAACCUGCUGAGAUGAAGCUCUUUGACGGUAUUGAGUGCGAGUUUCCAAUUUUUUACAUCUAUAUGAUGAUUGAUGGUGUGUUCAGAGGAAACCCCGAUCAAGUCAAAGAGUACCAGGAGCUGCUACAAGCUGUCAUUUUCCAGUCCUUUGAGGGCCACGCAGUUAUUCCUAAGUAUUAUCAUGUGCCGGCGGACUUUGUGGAAGCUGAACAGAAGAAACACGGCAGCCAGAAGCGCUUCCCCAGCAACUCAGGCCGUGAUGGGAUGCUGUUCCUCUGGGGACAGGCCCUCUAUAACAUCGCUAAGCUGCUGGUGGAUGGUUUGAUCAGCCCAAAGGACAUCGACCCCAUCCAUCGCUAUGUGCCACGACAGGAUCAGAGGAACGUCAGCAUGCGAUACUCCAAUCAGGGUCCCAUUGAGAACGAUGUGGUCAUUCACGUGGCCCUGAUAGCAGAAAGUCAAAGAUUGCAGGUCUUCCUCAACACCUAUGGCAUCCAAACGCAGACCCCGCAGCAGGUGGAGCCCAUUCAGAUCUGGCCUCAGAAAGAACUGGUGAAGGCAUACCGCUUCCUUGCCGUCAAUAAGAAACUUGGCUUAAGCGGGAGACCGGAGAGGCCCGUUGGCUGCAUUGGCACUUGCAAGAUUUAUCGAAUCCUUGGAAAGACUGUGGUGUGCUAUCCAAUUGUCUUCGAUCUCAGCGACUUCUACUUGUCGCAGGAUGUCAUGCUUUUGAUAGAUGACAUUAAGAAUGCCUUGCAGUUUAUUAAGCAGUGCUGGAAGAUGCCUGGACGGCCUCUUUUUCUCGUACUUAUCAGAGAGGACAACAUUAAGGGGAGCCGAUUUAACCCCAUCCUGGACAUGCUGGCAUCUUUCAAGAAGGGAAACAUUGGAGGAGUCAAAGUGCAUGUGGAUAGACUUCAGACCCUGAUAUCAGGCGCUGUGGUGGAGCAAUUGGAUUUUCUACGCGUCAAUGAAGCUGAGAUCCCUGAAUUUAAGAGCUUUGAGGAGCUGGAGUUGCCCAAGCACUCGAAGGUGAAGCGUCAAACAAGCACACCCAAUGCCUCUGAUCUGGAGCAGCAGCCUGAGAUCAAUGACGAGGAAUGGUUCAAUAAAUCCACAUUUGAAAUUCUGCAGAAAUUCAACGAUUGUGACUGUCUGGCCAGUCAAGCCCAGCUGGCCAGCAUUCUCCUCAAAAAAGAAGGCCCUGAAUUCUUCAAUACAAAUGAGAAUCUUAAGGAUGAAUUGGAGAGAAUCUACAGAAGAGCUGGCAGCAGGAAGCUUUGGUCCGUUGUGCGCCUUGCUGCCAGUCUCUUAACUAAACUAGUGGACAGCCUUGCUCCGAGCAUUACUAGCGUUUUAGUGCAUGGCAAGCAGGUGACCCUUGGCCUGUUCGGGCAUGAGGAGAUCGUGAUUUCGAACCCUCUGUCUCCAGGAGUCAUUAAAGACAUCAUCUACAGCAAGUGCAGCCCUCACGGCGAGAGAGAGGCCGUACUGCAGCAGGAGCUGGUCAUCCACAUCGGCUGGAUCAUCUCCAACAACCCAGAGCUGUUCAGUGGCAUGCUGAAGAUUCGUGUCGGGUGGAUUGUUCAAGCCAUGAAGCACGAGCUGAAGAUUCGCGCUGGAGACAUGCCACCACAGGACAUUUACCAGAUGUCCCCUAGUGAUGUCAAACAGCUCCUGCUGGACGUCCUCCAGUCUCAGCAGAGUGGCAGAUCAUGGCUUAACAGACGUCAGAUCGAUGGCUCCCUCAAUCGAACCCCUCUCGGCUUCUAUGACCGCGUUUGGCAAAUCCUAGAGCGAACACGUAACGGCAUCAUGGUUGGCGGAAAACAUCUCCCUCAGCAACCCACUCUGUCAGAUAUGACCAUGUAUGAGAUGAAUUUCUCUCUGUUAGUGGAAGACACACUGAAAAACAUUGUUUUGCCUGAAUAUAGGCAGAUUAUUGUUGAGCUCUUGAUGGUGGUGUCAAUUGUACUGGAAAGAAACCCGGAGCUGGAGUUUCAGGAACCAGUGGAUUUGGACAAAUUGGUAAAGGAGGCUUUUGCUGACUUUCAGAAAGAUCGCAGCAAACUGGAGGGCACUGAGAAACGGGAUACCAUGGAGGCCUUCUACAACACACCAGCCCUGGGGAAACAAAGCACGUCCAGCUACCUGACCAAAGCAGUAAUGAUCCAGCUGCUGCAGGGAGAGGUGAAGCCCAGUAAAGAUGACCCGUGUUCUGUCAGCUAAAGCACCUCACGCUGCUGUCAGCAUUACUUAGACUGCCGUACAAGCACAGUCUUACUUACAUAGGAUUGCUUUUGUCUGGAAUAGAUGAUAUAGCAUAUAAAUAAAAAUCUAUAUUUGUUCAGGUCCCUGACCAAUGUUAUGACCACGUUUGCAUCUACUUUUUAAAACCCAGUUUUUGUGGCAGGAUUGUUCCUGCUGCGUUAUCAAUGCCAGAACACAACUUGAAAAUGUCUCACUGUAAGCUAUUGUUUAGAGGUCAGAAGACACUAAUGUCAAAUAGUAAGGUAUUGAACUACAGUAUAUGCAUGUCAUUAUUUCAGAAUGUGGGUUGACGUCUUAGAUGUUGUUGGUUUGUGCACUUAUAAGUCAAGAUGGUAACUGUUUUGCCAACGUUUUAAAGGGAUAGUUCACCCUAAAAUAAAAAUGUAAUCACCUUCAAGUGGUUCCAAACAUUUCCGAGUAUCUUUCUUCUGUUAAGUCUGCAAAACCUGUAACCAUUGACUUCCAUUGUAGGAAAAACAAAUACUAUUGAAGUCAAUGGUUAGCUUUCAUCAAAAUAUAUUGUUUUGUGUUCACCAUGAGAAAGAAACUCGUAAAUGUUUGAAAUAAGCAAACGGUCAGUAAAUGAGGACAUCAUUUAAAUAUUUGUGCACUGUCACUAUAAUUUAGAAAUUAUAUAUGCAAAUGUAUUUUAACAGUUGUGUUUACUUCAGAGAGCCUUUGGCUGCUAGUAUAUAUUGUGCAUUAUUUGCCUUCAUGUGUACUGUUGUAUGUUAGAUUUCUAAUAUAUAAAAACAUUUGAGUGUUUUGGUUUCUUCCUUGUACGAACAGAAUUUUCAGUCCGUCAUUAUUAAAUAAAUAUAUAUAUAUAUA